This is a messenger RNA of Oryzias latipes (Japanese medaka), 1567 nucleotides long. RefSeq names its product NK6 homeobox 1 (gene nkx6-1). Lineage: Eukaryota; Metazoa; Chordata; Actinopteri; Beloniformes; Adrianichthyidae. The record is from RefSeq and is a predicted model, not a curated record. Gene Ontology annotation, biological process: regulation of transcription by RNA polymerase II; cell differentiation. Gene Ontology annotation, molecular function: RNA polymerase II cis-regulatory region sequence-specific DNA binding; DNA-binding transcription factor activity, RNA polymerase II-specific. Gene Ontology annotation, cellular component: nucleus.
CACGUUUCCGUUGUGAAACUUUCUGGAUACAUUUUCGGAUCAACUUCAUCUUUUUCUGUUCGUGGUACCUGACCCCCCCCCCCCUCCUCAAAUCAGAACCGGGCCUUGAGCCAAUCAGCAUGAGCCCUUUCCGCUGGAUGGGCAACGUCACGAUCCGUCGGUCCAAUCCUUCCGCAGACUCUCCCCGCCUCCUCCACCCCCCCAAUUCUGCGCGUCCCUCCCUGAAAGUUUGGACCCGCAGCCCGGACUCGUCUUUAGGACCCGGCGCAGGCUGCAGGACGGAUCAGAACGCGGCCCGGACCGGAGCCGGACCUGGACCCGGUCUGUCAGCGGAGCCUUUCGGAACCUGCGGGGAUGUUCGGCCCGGAGCGCCGGCCGCGGUAGUGUCCCCCCCUCCCGUGAUGUUAGCUGUGGGUCCGAUGGACGGGUCCCGACAGAGCGCCUUCCUCCUCAGCAGCCCCCCCCUGGCCGCUCUGCACAGCAUGGCGGAGAUGAAGACCCCCCUGUACCCGGCCUACCCGCUGUCCUCCCCCGGACCCGCCUCCUCCACCUCCCCGGCCACCACCUCCCCGAACCCCGGCGGCAUGGCGGCGUCCUCCCCCAGCAUCAAGAGCUCCUCCUCGCUGUCGUCCGGCCUCGGCUCCCCCCAGCAGUGCUCCUCCGCCACCCCCCACGGCAUCAACGACAUCCUCAACCGGCCGUCCGCCGGUGGCGCCGCCGCCCCUGCGGCGGGGAUCCUGUCGGGACUGCCCCGGUUCAGCAGCCUCAGCCCUCCGCCCCCCCCCGGACUGUACUUCAGCCCUGGAGCGGCGGCGGUGGCGGUGGCCCGGUACCCAAAGCCGCUGGCGGAGUUGCCGGGCCGAACCCCGAUCUUCUGGCCGGGAGUCAUGCAGAGUCCGCACUGGCGGGACGCCCGGUUCGCGUGCUCCCCCCAUCAGAACUCGGUUCUGCUGGACAAGGACGGGAAGCGGAAGCACACGCGGCCCACCUUCUCGGGACAGCAGAUCUUCGCGCUGGAAAAGACGUUCGAGCAGACCAAGUACCUCGCGGGGCCCGAGCGCGCGCGCCUGGCGUACUCCCUGGGGAUGACGGAGAGCCAGGUGAAGGUGUGGUUCCAGAACCGGAGGACCAAGUGGCGGAAGAAGCACGCGGCGGAGAUGGCCUCGGCCAAGAAGAAGCAGGACUCUGAGACGGAGCGGCUGAAGGGCGCGUCCGAGCACGAGCACGAGCACGAGGACGAGGACGAGGACUACAACAAGCCUCUGGACCCGAACUCGGACGACGAGAAGAUCACGCAGCUGCUGAGGAAGCACAAACCGGGGCCCGCGCUGCACGCGCUCACGUCGGAGACAGACAGCUCGUGAGACGCGGGAGUUCUCACUCUUGUUUUUUCACUGACUCCACGGUCCGAACCCGGACCGGUUCCGACACCGAAGCCGCCACUUUCCUGUAAAUACGAACUCUGCGGUCCGUGAACGCAGCACGCCUCGGUUCUCGCGUGCGCGGAGGCACGCGCAGCUUCAUGUAAAGCACUUUUAUUUAAUAAAACCCCGAAGUUGAUUCUUUU